CCCUUCUCGGAUCGUCUCUUCUCCUCUGCUGGGAAGCCUCCAUGUGUGUAAAUGGCCGGGGCACAGCCAGGAGUUCACGCUUUGCAACUCAAACCUGUCAGCGUCUCCGACAACCUGAAGAAAGGCAUCAAAUUUGUCAAAUGGGAUGAUGACUCCACUAUUGUUACUCCAAUUAUUCUGAGGACUGAUCCUCAAGGAUUUUUCUUUUAUUGGACAGAUCAAAAUAAGGAGACUGAACUCUUAGAUCUCAGCCUUGUCAAGGAUGCCAGAUGUGGGAAACAUGCCAGAGCCCCAAAGGACCCAAAAUUACGUGAGCUUUUGGAUGUGGGGAACAUAGGACGCCUGGAACAGCGAAUGAUAACUGUGGUAUACGGUCCAGACUUGGUCAACAUUUCCUAUUUGAACUUAGUAGCAUUUCAAGAAGAAGUAGCCAAGGAAUGGACAGAUGAGGUUUUCAGUUUGGCAACAAACCUGCUGGCACAAAACAUGUCUAGGGACGCAUUUCUGGAAAAAGCCUAUACCAAACUCAAGCUUCAAGUUACUCCUGAAGGAAGAAUUCCUCUCAAAAACAUCUAUCGCAUGUUUUCAGCAGAUCGAAAACGUGUUGAAACUGCAUUAGAAGCUUGUAGUCUUCCAUCUUCAAGGAAUGACUCAAUACCACAAGAGGACUUCACUCCAGAAGUGUACAGAGUUUUCUUAAACAAUCUUUGUCCUCGACCUGAAAUUGAUAACAUCUUUUCUGAAUUCGGUGCCAAGAGUAGACCGUAUCUUACUGUUGAUCAAAUGAUGGAGUUUAUCAAUUUAAAGCAACGUGAUCCCCGACUCAAUGAAAUCCUUUAUCCACCCUUAAAACAGGAACAAGUCCAACUACUGAUCGAGAAGUAUGAACCUAACAAUUCCUUAGCAAAAAAAGGACAGAUCUCAGUGGAUGGAUUCAUGCGCUAUCUGAGCGGAGAAGAAAAUGGAGUUGUUCCACCUGAGAAACUGGAUUUAAAUGAAGAUAUGUCUCAGCCACUCUCUCACUAUUUCAUCAAUUCUUCACACAACACCUACCUCACAGCUGGCCAGUUAGCUGGCAACUCCUCAGUAGAGAUGUAUCGCCAAGUACUCUUGUCUGGCUGUCGUUGUGUGGAGCUGGACUGCUGGAAGGGAAGAACAGCAGAAGAAGAGCCUGUCAUUACUCAUGGUUUCACUAUGACAACAGAGAUCUCUUUUAAGGAGGUGAUAGAAGCUAUUGCUGAAUGUGCAUUUAAGACAUCACCAUACCCGAUUCUCCUUUCUUUUGAAAACCAUGUGGAUUCUCCAAAACAGCAAGCCAAGAUGGCAGAAUAUUGCAGACUAAUAUUUGGAGAUGCCCUUCUUAUGGAGCCAUUAGAAAAAUACCCACUUGAAUCUGGAGUUCCUCUUCCAAGCCCUAUGGAUUUAAUGUAUAAAAUUUUGGUAAAAAAUAAAAAGAAAUCACACAAGUCUUCAGAAGGAAGUGCCAAAAAGAAGCUAUCAGAACAGGCAUCCAACACUUACAGUGACUCAUCCAGUGUGUUUGAACCUUCAUCUCCUGGAGCAGGAGAAGCAGAUAUAGAGAGUGAUGAUGAUGAUGACGAUGAUGAUGAUUGUAAAAAGUCUUCAAUGGAUGAGGGUACCGCUGGUAGUGAAGCCAUGGCCACAGAAGAAAUGUCUAAUCUGGUAAACUAUAUACAGCCAGUGAAAUUUGAGUCUUUUGAGACAUCAAAAAAAAGAAACAAAAGUUUUGAAAUGUCUUCUUUUGUGGAAACCAAAGGACUUGAGCAGCUAACAAAGUCUCCAGUAGAAUUUGUAGAAUAUAACAAAAUGCAGCUUAGCAGGAUCUAUCCAAAGGGAACACGUGUGGAUUCUUCAAAUUAUAUGCCUCAAGUCUUCUGGAAUGCUGGCUGUCAAAUGGUAGCGCUUAACUUCCAGACAGUAGACUUGGCUAUGCAAUUGAACUUGGGAAUGUAUGAAUACAAUGGGAAAAGUGGUUACAGACUAAAACCGGAAUUUAUGAGACGACCAGACAAGCAUUUUGAUCCAUUUACUGAAGGUAUCGUGGAUGGUAUAGUAGCCAAUACUUUAUCUGUUAAGAUCAUUUCAGGUCAAUUUCUUUCUGAUAAAAAAGUUGGGACUUAUGUAGAAAUUGAUAUGUUUGGCUUACCAGUGGACACCAGGAGAAAAGCUUUGAAAACCAAGACUUCUCAAGGGAAUGCUGUGAAUCCAGUCUGGGAAGAAGAACCUAUAGUGUUUAAGAAGGUGGUCCUGCCUUCUCUGGCAUGCCUAAGGAUAGCAGCAUAUGAAGAAGGAGGCAAAUUUAUUGGUCACCGGAUAUUGCCUGUACAAGCAAUACGACCAGGUUAUCACUACAUUUGUCUGAGGAAUGAAAGAAAUCAGCCCUUGAUGCUUCCAGCAGUUUUUGUAUACAUAGAGGUUAAAGACUAUGUGCCAGAUACAUAUGCAGUUCAGGCUGAUCUUGGAGAAACACCAACUGAGUCCAAGAGUGAACCCAGACCAGCACCAGCAGAGAAUGGCGUCAAUCACACUGCGUCACUGGCCCCAAAACCACCAUCUCAGGUUGUCCACAGUCAACCAGCCCCAGGUUCAGUAAAAGCACCUGCAAAAACUGAAGAUCUUAUUCAGAGUGUCUUAACAGAUGUGGAAGCACAGACAAUUGAGGAAUUAAAACAACAGAAGUCUUUUGUUAAACUUCAGAAGAAGCAUUACAAAGAAAUGAAGGACCUUGUUAAGAGACACCACAAGAAAACCACCGAUCUGAUCAAAGAGCACACCACAAAGUACAAUGAAAUCCAAAAUGAUUACUUGCGAAGGAGAGCUGUACUAGAAAAAAAUGCAAAAAAAGACAGUAAGAAAAAAUCUGAACCCAGCAGCCCUGAUCAUGGUUCUUCAACAAUGGAGCAGGAUCUUGCUGCCUUGGAUGCAGAAAUGACACAAAAACUGGUAGAAUUAAAGGACAAGCAACAGCAGCAGCUACUGAAUCUGCGACAAGAACAGUAUUAUAGUGAAAAAUAUCAGAAGCGAGAGCAUAUCAAGUUGCUUAUUCAGAAGUUGACAGAUGUCGCAGAAGAAUGUCAGAACAAUCAAUUAAAGAAACUGAAAGAAAUUUGUGAGAAAGAAAAGAAAGAGUUGAAGAAGAAAAUGGAUAAAAAAAGACAGGAGAAGAUAACAGAAGCAAAGUCAAAAGACAAGAGUCAAAUGGAAGAGGAGAAGACUGAAAUGAUCCGGUCAUACAUCCAAGAAGUGGUGCAGUACAUAAAGAGACUAGAAGAUGCACAAAGCAAAAGACAGGAGAAACUUUUAGAGAAACACAAGGAAAUCCGUCAACAGAUACUGGAUGAAAAACCAAAGAUGCAGGUAGAACUUGAUCAAGAAUAUCAAGACAAAUUCAAAAGGCUCCCCCUGGAAAUUCUGGAGUUUGUACAAGAAGCCAUGAAAGGAAAGAUCAGCGAAGAUAGCAAUCACAGUUCAGUCUCUUCCUCCGUCACCUCAGAUAGCAGCAAAGCAAACCACAAAUCUCCCCCAAAUGAGGAAGAACUGGAAGAAGACAAUGCAGAAAGAGUGUUUGAUACACCCCUUUAACUGUGUCCCCAAGGUCCACAAGCUGGAACCACGUCUUCACAAAGUUUGAUCUUUCUCCCCUCUCUUAUUUUGAGCAUGGAGCAGCUGCUGGUAUGGAGUCUUUGCUUAAUACAAUGCAUAUCUUUUGAAGGAGUCUUUUUUGUACAGUGAUAUGCAGAGUUCCUCAUUCUCUAUCUUCAGUCAAUCACGCUGAAACAUACUACAAGUCUAAUGAGGAAGCUAAUGUGCAUAUAAAUACACACAUAGAUAUUUACUUUCUUUUUGUUAGGUCAGAAUGGCACACAUGCACCAUUGGGAAUAUUAAAGAAGAAAAUCAUUUGCUGGUUUUUGUCACAAUUCAGAAUAAAGUGUCAGAAACCAAUGCAGAGAGUGACAGAAAUGUGCAAAUGCUAUUUAAGGCCAUGCAACAGCCAUAUCUGAGCUCUUCAUUCUAACUGCC
This is a messenger RNA of Gracilinanus agilis (Agile Gracile Mouse Opossum), 4042 nucleotides long. RefSeq names its product phospholipase C beta 1 (gene PLCB1). The record is from RefSeq and is a predicted model, not a curated record. Gene Ontology annotation, molecular function: calmodulin binding; phosphatidylinositol-4,5-bisphosphate phospholipase C activity; calcium ion binding. The transcript has 31 exons. Gene Ontology annotation, cellular component: cytoplasm; nuclear speck. Gene Ontology annotation, biological process: lipid catabolic process; memory; phosphatidylinositol-mediated signaling. Bases 52 to 3603 code for a protein of 1183 amino acids. Lineage: Eukaryota; Metazoa; Chordata; Mammalia; Didelphimorphia; Didelphidae.